Xenia sp. Carnegie-2017 is the source of this 6795-nucleotide messenger RNA. RefSeq lists its product as uncharacterized. Bases 124 to 6795 code for a protein of 2223 amino acids. NCBI's taxonomy places the organism in Eukaryota, Metazoa, Cnidaria, Anthozoa, Malacalcyonacea, Xeniidae. The transcript is spliced from 7 exons. Gene Ontology annotation, molecular function: GTP binding. The record is from RefSeq and is a predicted model, not a curated record.
UUAGGUGUUGAAACAUUUCUUUCUUUCUUUGAAAGUGAAGCACCAACCAACGAACCGGGCACACCUUCCCAAAGCUUCAAACACGAGGCAAAAUUUACCUUAAAAAAUGCACGCACUUUAGAUAUGCAAAAGUUUACUGAGGAUAAACUGACCUCACAUGACCAAAUUCCAAAAUAUAUUCUUCAAAUGUUAAUGAUGGCCAACUACCAUGUGCGUGAAUUUACUUUGGAAGGAAUCAACCCAAUGGAUGCUUUGUUAGGAAUUUUCCAUUGUUCUGACAAUUUCUUACGACAAUAUAUAGCUGUUAAACUUAGCGAAUGUCAGCUUAGCGUUCCUUUUAUUUUACCUGAUCCUGAUGAUCCAGUGGAGAAGCAAACUAUCUUGCUUUCAGCGUUGGGAAAAAUAACAAAGUCUUGGAGAGGUGCCUCAAUCAACGACUCGGCAAAAGAGGUGUACGCAACAGAACACCCCUUUCCAAUAGUGUCAUUUAUCCGGCUGGGUAAUGUGACCAUGUCCAAAUCGUCUCUGUUGAAUAAAAUUAUCAGUGAUGGUAAUGGAGAUCAUGAAUUCUUUUUUCAUAAAAACAUGGAAGGUGGCGAUUUUGUAAGAAGAGUCGUUGAUGGUUUGGUAGAACUUGUGUGGUAUCUUCCUGGUGGAUGUGACAAGAACAUGUUAAAAAAUGAAAUCUGUUUUGCCAAUCUACGUGGAAAUGCCCAAAAUUUUAAGAAGCAAGUUAAUAUACUUCGUGAAAUAUCAAACAUUUUGUGCAUUUUGCUGCCCUCGGAAAUGCCUGACAAACGUGUGGAAAAUUUUUUGGAAAAGGCUAUGUCGUCCAAAAGUAAAAUAGUCCUCAUUUUUAAUGAAAACAUGCGAAAAGAAGUAAAAAAUUACUACGACGGCGUGAUCGAUCAACAUUCAACAAAAUUAUAUUCAUUCACUAAAUCGUUAAUGACAUCCGAUUACAGAUUUCUGAAAAGUAUUCGCCAGAAAAUCCAGAGCAACAUAAAAGAAACUGAAGUGAAAUCUUUAGAAAAGGUGAGGUUACUAUCACAGGAAAGUGGAGUUUAUGUUGAUUAUGACCAAGCUAAUGUUGAGUGGGACAAAACUUUCAAAACUUGGCUUUCUUUUGGGAUUGAAGAAACAAAAAAGUGGUUCAAGCUUCAACUUCAUAUACCUGUUCUGGCGGAUUUAGAAAGAAAGAAACAUAAUCCAAAGUUUCCUCUCAACAAUGAAAACACGAGCAGAGAAAACGUUGUAAUUGAACCAUAUGAAGAUAUAAGAAAAGAAAAGAAGGCUCAGAUGGAAUCAUUUCAAAAGAUGGAUACAGAAAUUCGUCAUUUCCUGAAUUCCAUUGCUGUGAUGGAUGAACGAAUGCUGAACAGAAAUUUGCAACGAUUGAAGUAUUUAUUUGAUAAGGCUUCUCUAUCGGCGAUGGCAAAGUUGCAUCACCAAUAUCGUCUAAAGUUACAAGAAACACACAAUGACAUGCUUGAUUCACAAUCCCAGGAAGAAAAUCGUUUGAAAGAUUUAGAAGCAUUGAUAUCAUACUCUUUAUUUGGUUUGGAGCAUAUCGUUAGAGAGCUUGCUCAACUUCAUCAACUCUCCGAUUUUGUAAUCAAUAAUUAUGCCAGUGCUGGUGCGAAGAUUCUUCUUUCAGGUCAUCCUUUGGAAUUACUAGAUGGUGAUUCAGGUUAUCUACCUUUAACAUGGUUUGAUGCUGUUUAUAAGGAAGUGGAACGCGAAACAAAUAACGCUAGAAUCUGCGUGAUUUCUGUGUUAGGUAUUCAAAAUUCUGGUAAGUCGGCAAUGUUGAAUGCAAUGUUUGGCUUGGAAUUUCCUGUAAAUGGGAGAAAGUGCACUCGUGGCGCUUUUGUUUGUCUUGUUCCACUUAGUGAUCAACUUAAAUCGGACUCAAACUUGGACUUCUUAUUGAUCAUCGAUACUGAAGGAUUGAGAAGACGGGUUGAUCCAACAGUGAGAGAACAUUCUAUUGAAUUGGCAACUUUUGUUAUUGGUGUGGCUGAUGUCACGAUCGUCAAUAUCUUUGGUGAAAAGCAUAAUGAAAUAAUAGAAUUUUUAAACAUGGUUGUUCGCGCUUUUUUGAAAAUGAAGCUGCUGAAAGAGAAAAAAAAUUACAAAAUCCUAUAUCAAAAUGUUUCUGCUACCAAAACCGAGGAGAAUUUUAAAGCGAAUUGGCAAAAUUUAAAGCAUGAUCUAGACAAAAUGGCAAAGCUUGCAGCUGCACAAGAAAACUGUGAAGAUCAGUUUCAAAAGUUUGACGACAUCAUUGCAUUUGACGAAAACAAAGACAUGUUUUACAUACCAAAUUUAUUGAAAGGAAGUCCUCCUAUGGCUCCAGUGAAUCCAAAUUAUGGUAUUGCUGUGCAGGAAGUAAAAGAGAGUAUAAUUGAGUUAAUGUGGUCAGAAAAAUUGAUCAAACUUACUGUUUCUUCGUUUCGUGAACGAGUUAAAAGUUUUUGGAAAGCCAUACUCAAGGGAAAUUUUAAUUUUAGUGCUCGAAAUAUUUUCCAAGUCAAAGCCAAUAUAUCAAGGGAGAAAAACUAUUUUGAAAAAUCAGUUAAACUAAUCGUAAAUGGAAUGGCUGAAGUUGAACAAGAAAUCCAAAGAGAAUUACGAAGAUGUACAACACGAGAGGAACGUGAUACAUGUUGGAAGAAAAGUAAAAAAUAUAUUGUGGACACGGCUGAAGAACUCAAGACAAAAAUGGAAGAUGAAAUGCGGACAAUUUGUUUAAAUAAUGAAGAUGGAUCAACAACUCUUGAACAAUGGAAAAAAGACAUGAUGCAUAAAAUUUUUAUGCAAAAACGAAGUCAAGAAAUGUCUGUCAUAACAAGUUGUGAGGCCACUUUUAACUAUCUACAGCAGCGACAAGAUGUUGAAGAGAUGCAACAAAGUUAUGAAAAGCAACUUUUGGAUAAAGCAGACAAUUUAAUGUCAGAUCAAAAUGCAAAUGAGGAGGAAGAAUUCUUAAAGGUAUUCGCUUUGAAAAUAUUUGAGGAAAGUGUAAAUAUUACAAAAUGUGAAGAAGAACCUGUUAAUGAAUCCAAGCAAACAAUUGACAGCAAGAAUUUGGAUGAUUUCAAUGAAGAAGACAAGGAAGGCACUCACGCCAAAAAAAAUCAAAAGGAAAGCGUAAUGGAAGAAAACAGAAAAUCCUUUCAAGAUGAUGGAGAGUAUAUGAAGGAUAUGAGAGAAUUUAUGCAAAUCACAGAGAAAAAUAAUUUGGAUAAUUUUGAUGAAAAGAAGAGAAACGAGGAAGACAGCAACACUAAAAAUGUUGAAGUUGAAAGUGAAUCCAUGGUGGAAGAUAAUUCUGAUGAUUUUAAUAAAGAAAAUAAAAACGAGGAUGACAAACACGGUGAACAUGUUGAAGAUGAAAGCGUUAAGGAGGAAAAUGUUAGUUCUACAAAAGAUGCCAGACAAAGUAUAGAAGGGUCAGAAGAAAGUAACGCUAAACUGGGAGAAACAUUAUCACAACUCUGCGCUAGGUUGAACUUAAAUGUUGAGUCAAAGCUUACCUUAAAACAUGCACGCACUGUAGACAAUCACAUGUUUAAUGGCGAUGAACUAACGUCUACUGACCAAAUUCCUGGUUAUAUUCUUAAAACAUUGAUGAUUGCAGACUACCAUGUCCGUGAACUUACCUUUAAACCAUUAAAUUCAAACAAAAGUGGUGAAGUUUCCAAUGAAUUAAAUGAAGACACUGGUUCUGAUGCGAGUGACAGUGAUAGCGAAAGUGGAAAUGAAAUUGAAAGUGUGGAAAGGAUUAACCCUAUGGAUGCUUUAAUAGGGAUUUUUUAUUGCUCUGAUAUUUUUUUACGGCAAGAUCUAGCUGUUAAACUUACUGCUUGUCAGCUUAGCGUUCCUUUCAUUUUACCUCAUCCUGAAAUGCCAGCAGAGCGCGUAAUAAUCUUACUUUCAACGUUAGAAAAAAUAACAAAAUCUUGGAAAGGUGCUUCAUCGGAAGAUACUGCUAAAGAAGUCUACGCAACAGAACAUCCGUUUCCUGUAGUGUCUUUUAUCCGCCUGGGUAAUGUGACCAUCUCUAAAUCGUCUAUGAUGAAUAAGAUUAUCAGCGACAAUAAUGGUGAUCAUGAGUUCUUCUUUCAUAAAAACAUAGAGGGUGGUGAUUUUGAGAGAAAAGUCGUAGAUGGUUUGGUAGAACUUGUGUGGUAUCUUCCUGGUCGAUGUGACAAGAACACCUUAAAAAAUGAGAUCUGUUUUGCCAAUUUACGUGGAGAUGCUCAAAACUUCAAGAAACAAGUUGAUAUACUUCGAGAAAUAUCAAACAUUUUUUGUAUUUUAUUGCCCUCGGAAAUGCCCGACGAGCGAAUGGAAAAUUUUUUGAAAGAGGCCUUGCUUUGCAAAGGUAAAAUAAUUCUUAUUUUUAACAAAAAAAGACGGGAAGAAUCUAAGAAAUUCUACAACUGCUUGAAAAAUCAACAUUCCAAAAAGUUAUCAUUGUUUACAAAAGCGCAAAAGACAAACGAGUUUAUAUUUUUACAAACUAUUCGCAAUGCCAUCCAGAGCAACAUAAAUGAAAGUGAAGUAAAAUCUUUAGUAAACCUUAGACUUUUGCCGGAAGAAAGAAGCCUUUAUUUGGAUGAUAAAGAAGCUUAUGUCGAAGCUUUUGGAAAAACAGUUGAAACUUGGUUUCCUUGGUGCAAUGAAAAAGCAAAAAAGUUGUUCAAACUACAGCUUCACGUUCCUGCUUUGGCAGAUUUGGAAAGAAGGAAACACAAUCCAAGUCUUUGUCGCAACAUUAAAACUGUUACCGAUCUUAAUAAAGUGUAUGAAGACAUUGGAAAGGAAAAAAAGGCUCAGAUGGAAUCUUUGGCCAAAAUGGAUGAAAAUGUUCUUCAUUUUCUUAAAUCUCUUGCUGUCAUGAAUGAGAAUGAACUAGUAAGACGUUUACAUCAACUGAAGUAUUUGUUAGAUAAGGUGUCGCUCUCUGAGAUAACAAAACUGCAUCAACAAUAUCGUCAAAAGAAAAGCAAAAAUUACAAUUCACAAUGUGAAGAAGAAGAGCGUUUAAGAGAGCUGGAAGAAUCAAUAUCGCAUACUUCGUUUGGUUUAGAGCAUAUUUUUAGAGAACUUACUCAACUUUAUCAAUUGAAGAAUGACGUAACAAUUGAUUAUACUGGUGCUGCAGCAAAUAUUCUUCUUUCAGGAGAACCUUUGGAACUAUUAGAUGGUGAUUCCGGAUACCUGCCAUUGGAAUGGUUUGAUGCUGUUUAUAAGAAAUUGGAACGCAAAACAAACAACGCUAGAAUUUACGUCAUUUCUGUGUUAGGUAUUCAAAGUUCCGGUAAAUCGACAAUGUUGAAUACAAUGUUUGGUUUGGAAUUUCCUGUAAGUGCAGGAAGAUGUACUCGUGGUGCUUUUGCUAGUCUUGUUCCACUUAGCGAACAACUAAAAUGUGACUCAAAUUUUGAUUAUGUGUUGAUCAUUGAUACUGAAGGUCUGAAAGGAAUGGCUGACCCAAUAGUGAGAGAACACGAUAAUGAAUUGGCAACUUUUGCUGUUGGUGUGGCUGAUGUCACGAUUGUCACUAUCUUUGGGGAAAACUAUAAUGAAAUGAAAGAAUUUUUGGCCAUGGCUGUUCAUGCUUUUUUGAAAAUGAAACUUGUAAAAGACAAGAAAUCAUGCAAGAUCGUCCAUCAAAAUGUUGCUGCUAAUGACGCUGCAGAUAAGUUAAUGAUGGAUAGGCGAAAUCUAAAACAAAACCUAAACCAUAUGGCAAGGCUUGCAGCAAUACAAGAAAAUUGUGAAGAUCAAUUUCAAACGUUAGAUCACAUAAUGGCAUUUGAUGAAAAUAAAGACGUAUUUUACAUACCAAGUCUAUUGAAAGGAAGUCCUCCCAUGGCUCCGAUAAACCCAAAUUAUGGUAGAGACUUGCAAAAAGUAAAGGAGAAUAUUAUUCAGCUAAUGUGCUCAAAAGAAGUGGUCAAGCUAACUGUUUCUUCAUUCCGUAAUCGAGUUAAAGGUCUAUGGCAAGCCAUGCUAAAGGAAAACUUCAUUUUCAGUUUCCGAAAUGUGAUCGAAAUCAGAGCUUAUGCAUCUUUAGACAAAAAACUUUUCAAAGAAUCAGUAAAACUAUUGGUAAAUGGAAUGGCUGAAAUUGAGAGAAGUAUUGAAAGAGACUUGAAAAGAUGCACUACACGACAAGAACGAAAGGGAUGUUGGAUAAGCAGUAAAAGUCGUAUAAUUGAAAAAGCAGAAGAACUCAAAACGAAAAUGGAGAAAGAAAUGCAGACGUUUUUUGAAAGCAGUGAAGAUAAAUCUACCCUUGAACAAUGGAAAGAAGACGUGAUGGUUAAAAUUAAAACAUACAAACGAAAUCAGGAAGCGUCUGUUAUAGAAAAUUGUGAGGCAACCUUCCACCAUCUGCAGCAACAACAAGAUGUUGAAGAAAUGAAAAAAAAUUAUGAAAAACAACUUCUAGAAAGAGCAAAAUAUUUAGUGUCAACUCAAAGAACAAAUGACAAAGAAGAAUACAAUAUGUCAAAGGCAUAUGAUAUCAAAAAUAUAGUUAUCUCUAAAGGACAGCAGUUUGCAGAGAGAGUUUCCAACAUUGCUGUUAGAUUUACUAAUAAUGAUCUUAAAGCGAUGUAUAAUGAAAUCAUUUCUACUAUUGAUAAAGAAACAGAGAAACAAAAAAUGAAAUUUAAAAAACCAUUAGUAUGUGACAUACUGUUAUACACAUUUGCUCGUGCCUUUCCAAUUUUUGAUAAAAUGGAAGAGCGUUAUCUUGAAGAGCGUGAUAUUCAAUAG